AUGGCUGCAUCACUCGCCUCUCUGUCCUCGCAAGAGUAUAUGCGGGUUGAGGACUAUUUGAACGACAAACUACAGUCACAAGAAGAUCUGGAUAGCUUGGAUUUGUUGCUCCAGAACCUACGAACCCAGCAUGAGUUGCAGCGCAAGCAGCUGCUAGAAGCCCAGGAAGCACUCGAAGAGGCCACAAAGGCCUCCGAUGAUCAUCGAAAUGCCGUGCGGACCCAAGUCCAGGCGUUCAAUCAAGAGCAAGCCGACAUCGACCAACGCCUGAAAACAAUCACCCAGUCCGAAACAAGCGAUGCAGCAGUUCGUCGCUUUGAGUCAAUUAUGGAAAAGCUUCAAAGGCUGGAUGUCGCAAAGGGCUAUCUAUCGUUGCUACAAGAAGUUGAAACUUUGAGUAAGGAUGCAUUGGGAAAUGUGGACAUUGCUCCGACUUCAGCAAUUCCUCCAUACAAGGUCCUUCGGAAUAUCUCCUCCUCGUUGAAAACGGCUCAAAUCGCCGCGGAUGGUGCGGCUCCUCACCUCAUCGAAUACACCGAAAGUCUCGCCACUUCUGUGAAGAAGCAAUUACAAGACAGUUUCAGUAGCCGAUUGCAACAGGCACUGGAUAAGUUGAGGUGGCCGAGUAGGGAUCUGGUUCUGAAUGAUGAUUUCAUCCAAGAAUGGCUGAAGAGCGUGGAAUUGUUGCUUGAUUUGCAGGAACCUGACUUGAAGGCUUACUCGGAGUCAAUCAUAUCCUCUCGCGCAGACGUAUCCCAAGUGUUACUACCGUUGCAGGUUAUGGUGCAUCCAUUAGAGCUCCGCUUCAAGUAUCACUUCAGCGGAGCUAAGCCAACUAAUAGGCUCGACAAGCCUGAAUACUUUCUCUCACAUGUCUCCGAUUUAAUUACUUUCUAUGUUGGUUUUUUAACAGCAUACCUGCAACCAGUCCUGGAUAGGCGAGCGGAACUGGCUGAAGAUGGAUUGAAGUGGCACUUCUUGAGCGCAGUCAAUGCCUUCAUCACUUCCUUAUUGCCUAUGGUCAGGCAAAAAAUCGACACCUUCCUUCCUCAAGUGGAAACGAGUCCCCAACUUCUCAGUCAUUUCAUUCACGAACUUAUGAAAUUCGACGAAGAUCUUCGGCAGACGUGGAAUUAUCUGCCCAAUCCUUAUUCUACACAAAACUGGAGAGGGCUUGCUUCAGAAGUCCUCACUCAACAGAAUUGGUUUGAUCGAUGGCUUCAUGUUGAAAAGGAAUUUGCUUUGACGCGGUACAAAGAUAUCAUCGAUACACCAGAAAGCGGACAGAUCGAUUAUGACGGAGUUGAACCAAGUGUUACAAAACCAACGAAUGCUGCCAUUCGGGUUAAUGAUCUCCUCGAGACAAUAACAGACCUGUAUAGGCCACUAUCUUCGUUCAGUCAGAAGCUACGCUUCCUCAUCGACAUACAGAUUACUGUAUUUGAUCAAUUCCACGAGCGGUUGCAUUCUGGGCUUGAGGCCUAUCUUGCUAUGACAUCAACCAUUGGUCGCACUGUUCAGGGCGGUGAUCAAGGGCGCCUCGAAGGAGUGGCCGGUCUCGAUCGACUCUGUCGAAUUUUCGGGAGCGCAGAGUACCUGGAAAAGAAAAUGCAGGACUGGAGCGAUGACGUCUUCUUCCUUGACCUCUGGUACGAACUUCAAGGCCGUGUCCGACGGAGCAGAGGCGACGGUCAGAAUGUUGUAGGGCCCAUGUCCGUCGCCGAGGUGGCUCAGAGGACCUCUCAAGCGGUAGCUCAGACUCACACAAAUGGCCAAAGCCAGAGUUCCGAGGGCGCCUUAUUUGACGAAACAGCAUCCGCAUACCGUCGUCUCAGACUGCGGUCGGAGAACAUCAUUAUUUCUACAUUUUCCGCCGAGGUGCAAUCAUCUCUCAAGCCCUAUUCUCGCGUGUCAAUGUGGUCAUCGCUCUCUGCUCCCUCCGCUAGUUAUCCUCACCCACUGACCUCCGAACUGACCCCCACGGUUCGCAUCAUAUCUUCAAAUCUCUCGUUUCUUGCCCGAGCGCUAGGUACUGCACCCCUGAGGAGGAUCAACAGACAGGUCCUGCUGUCCGUGCAAAGUUUUAUUUUGGAUCAAGUCAUUCUGCGGCAUUCGUUCUCAGCCGCCGGUGCAUCCCAGCUUGCGAGCGAUAUUGAUCAUUUGUGCAGCGUCAUUGAAAAUGCACUUGGACAAAACUUCACCUCGUCAACGAUUUACCAAGGAGAAGCGAUGCGAGUCAUGAGAAGACUAAACGAGAGUCUGGUCCUGCUAUCGCUGAGAAUAAAACCUCAAAAUACCACUACCGCAGCUGAAACGCAUGAAGAGGUCGAAACGCAUGAAGCAGGAGCAGACUUGGGUCUGUGGGAAGUCGAAAGAAGACUGUUCGCAAACAACGAGAGCGCCCGUGAUGUAUUGAGUGAGCUGGAAAUUGAAACUCUUGCGGUAACGGAUGCGAGAGCAGUGUUGGAGAAAAGAGUUGAAGUUCGAAGUUGA
Talaromyces atroroseus is the source of this 2493-nucleotide messenger RNA. RefSeq lists its product as hypothetical. Gene Ontology annotation, biological process: endoplasmic reticulum to Golgi vesicle-mediated transport; retrograde vesicle-mediated transport, Golgi to endoplasmic reticulum; regulation of ER to Golgi vesicle-mediated transport. Gene Ontology annotation, cellular component: Dsl1/NZR complex. The record is from RefSeq and is a predicted model, not a curated record. Bases 1 to 2493 code for a protein of 830 amino acids. The transcript has 5 exons. Lineage: Eukaryota; Fungi; Ascomycota; Eurotiomycetes; Eurotiales; Trichocomaceae.